AUGACUUCAUUGAACACUGCUGAGGCAUCAGCCACAACCUAUCCAGCAUACCCGACCUUAAAGCAAUCCUCCAAGGGUUAUGGUGUGGACAUUCGCUAUUGGCCUUUGACGCUCAGCCAUCCGUUCCACGCUCUAUCAUCCAAACUUUUUGACGCGUCGACUGCAUCGAUCAUGCAUUCUUCCUCUGACGCCAGAAAGACAUCAAUGCUAGAAAUUCGUCCUCCUUCCGCCUUCGGACUUGCCGACAAAGGACCAAGUCACCCCGCCCCCAUCGCUCAACGGAAAUUGAACGUUACGUCAAUCGUCAAUCGACAAUACAACACCAGUAGCACAACCCAUCAACAAGAUCAACGUAAUAGUUCGUUAGCAAAGGCCGAACUCGAAACACCAGACCAUCCAGAAUCACCUAACGAUCCGCUGUUGUCAAAAAGCGAGCCCAGCUGGAUCAAAAAGGUCAAAGGCCACGUUGAAGAACUCGCUGGGAUAAUCACUCAAGAAGGAGAUCUACAAGGCCGUGGCGAACAGUUGAAAAUGGAUGCAGAUGCUGAACGUAAACAAUAG
Molecule: messenger RNA, 561 nt
Organism: Zychaea mexicana
Lineage: Eukaryota; Fungi; Mucoromycota; Mucoromycetes; Mucorales; Lichtheimiaceae
Exons: 3
Coding region: 1-561 (186 amino acids)
Source: RefSeq, a predicted model, not a curated record